Molecule: messenger RNA, 624 nt
Organism: Mytilus trossulus (common blue mussel)
Lineage: Eukaryota; Metazoa; Mollusca; Bivalvia; Mytilida; Mytilidae
Product: rhamnose-binding lectin-like
Exons: 3
Coding region: 157-576 (139 amino acids)
Molecular function (GO): carbohydrate binding
Source: RefSeq, a predicted model, not a curated record
GUAUUUCUGGUAUUAGUCCUGGUUGUUUUGAGUGUUAACGGUCAAGCGACAAUUGUCGUGUGCGAUGAUGACUGCACAGAAAGAGAGACUGAAGCAUUUACAGCUGGUUUCUUACUAGCCAUUUUAUCUGGAUCAUUCACGACAUCUUUUGGAAACAUGAUGGGGAUAGAUAUGACAUCCGGUAUGAUGGGUGGAAUGAUGACGACGACUGCUGCCCCAACAACCACUCAAUUAACAACAAAAGCAACAACAACGGCUUCAACUGUCACAGUAACCCCGGUUGUUUAUCCAUUGUCAAGCAUGAUCAUUUGUGAAGAUAAGUCAGCAACAAUAAGGUGCACUUCCCCCUCAACUUUAAUAAUAUCUGAAGGAUUUUAUGGAUUAAGAGAAGCUAAUCUAUGUUUGACGACCCCUACCGGCAAUUUGGUACAAAUAUGUUCAGCUAACACGGCAAACACCCAAGUGUUAACAUUAUGCAAUGGAAAAGCAAAGUGCACUCUGAAUGCAAACGAUUCAACUUUUUCUAAUACGUGUACAGGCGAGAAGUACCUGGAAGUGAAGUACAGGUGUUCUUGAAAUAUUAGCACUAGUAGUAGUGAAAUAAAACUUUAAAAUAAUAAGGCG